AUCCACAACCAACCUCAGCCUCUCCCUCUUUCUCUCUCAGUCUCUCUCUGAUCUGUUCGCCGCUCCCCAAUAUACAUCCCUCUCUCUAGAUCUUUUACAAUAUGGGGAGCAUCGCCGAACUCCCAAUGGCAGAGAAGGCCAGCGGUGUGGCAACGGUGAUGGCCAUCGGCACCGCGUCGCCGACGCAGGUGGUCGACCAAAGCACCUACGCCGACAAGUACUUCAAGCUCACCGACUCCGAUCAUAUGGUCGGCCUCAAGGACAAGUUCAAGAGACUCUGUGAGAAAUCGAUGAUCAAGAAGAGACACGUCUACAUGAAUGAAGAGAUAGCGGAGAAGAACCCCAAUGUUAGGGCCUACAUGGCUCCCUCCCUGGAUGCUCGUCACGAUGUCAUCAUCCCGGAGGUGCCCCGGUUGGGGAAGGAGGCAGCUGUGAAGGCGAUCGCCGAGUGGGGGCAGCCUGCCUCCAGCAUCACCCACCUCAUCUUUUGCGCCACCGGCGGCGUUGACCUUCCCGGCGCCGACUUCCAUGUCUCCAGGAUGCUGGGGCUGCAGCCCUCGGUCAAGCGUUACAUGCUUUACCAGCAGGGCUGCUUUGCGGGGGGCACGGUGCUGCGGCUGGCGAAGGACCUAGCGGAGAACAACAAGGGUGCGAGGGUGCUGGUCAUAAACUCCGAGCUCAUCGCCCUCAUCGCUUUCCGUGGACCCAGCCUCACUCACCUCGACAACCUGGUGGGUCAAGCCAUGUUCGGCGAUGGUGCUGCUGCGCUCAUCGUGGGCGCUGACCCUGUCCCCACGCUCGAGAAACCCAUCUUCGAGAUCUCAUGGACGGGGCAGACCAUCCUGCCGGAGUGCAGCACUGCCAUAAGGGCCCACCUGCGGGAGAGUGGGAUGACCUUCCACCUUCGGCCGGAGGUGCCGGCGCUGAUAGCAGGUGGCCUGGACAAGAUCCUGACCGAGGCAUUCCACCCGCUGGGCAUCUCAGACUGGAACUCCAUCUUCUGGAUACCGCACCCAGGUGGCCCUGCCAUCUUGGACCAGGUGCAGGAGACACUGAGGCUUAAGAACGAAAGGCUGAGCACCACGAGGGAGGUGCUGAGCCAGCACGGCAACAUGUCCAGUGCCUCGGUGUUGUUCAUCCUGGACGAGAUGAGGAGGAAGUCGAAGAAGGAAGGGCUGCCCACCACCGGGGAAGGGCUCGACUACGGUGUCCUCUUUGGCUUCGGCCCCGGCAUCACCGUGGAGACCGUCGUCCUACGCAGCAUUCCCAUCGACGCCUAGACGUAUGCAGGAAUCCCUACGUCGGUCUAUAUUAACCUGCCAUGUGAUAUUCUCCCAAAAAUAAUGCCUCUAGGAUUUCGUUGCGGUCUUCGAGUGCUCUGCCUGCUCCAAGAUUUGGCUUCUUCCUUUUGAAUUUGUUACAAGGGUUUGGUUUGGUUGGUUGUGUAACUACUUCUUGUGCUCAAGAUCUCGUUUCUCUAUAUAUAUGUGUUGUUCAUGGGUGCAUCAUUUGGUACAUCUCCGUGAAUGAAUAAAAUGGAAAGAAAAAAAUUAAAUUUUAUAAAAAUUUGCCAAGUUUUACUU
This is a messenger RNA of Nymphaea colorata (pocket water lily), 1583 nucleotides long. RefSeq names its product chalcone synthase 6-4-like. The transcript has 2 exons. NCBI's taxonomy places the organism in Eukaryota, Viridiplantae, Streptophyta, Magnoliopsida, Nymphaeales, Nymphaeaceae. Gene Ontology annotation, molecular function: acyltransferase activity, transferring groups other than amino-acyl groups. The record is from RefSeq and is a predicted model, not a curated record. Bases 102 to 1280 code for a protein of 392 amino acids. Gene Ontology annotation, biological process: polyketide biosynthetic process.